This is a messenger RNA of Bathycoccus prasinos, 1983 nucleotides long. RefSeq names its product threonyl-tRNA synthetase. The coding region runs from base 1 to 1983 and encodes 660 amino acids. Gene Ontology annotation, biological process: threonyl-tRNA aminoacylation. The record is from RefSeq and is a predicted model, not a curated record. Gene Ontology annotation, molecular function: threonine-tRNA ligase activity; ATP binding. Gene Ontology annotation, cellular component: cytoplasm; chloroplast stroma; mitochondrion. Lineage: Eukaryota; Viridiplantae; Chlorophyta; Mamiellophyceae; Mamiellales; Bathycoccaceae. The transcript has a single exon.
AUGUCGUUUCGCCGCGCGUUUGCACGAAAGACGACGAUGAUGAAAACAACAACGACGACGAGUUGUUUCUUUUCGCGGGGAACGACGACAUCGUCUUUCUCUUCAAACUCUUCUUCUUCUUUAAUCUUUAAUCGGAUGCAAAAAGCCGGAAGCAGAGACUCGAAGCUCAAAGCCGCAGCCGUCGGUGAGGAAGUCAACGCCGCCGAACAAUCCGUCCCUUUGUUGACGUCGGACGAAUCCGAAGAUUUACUCAAAAUACGACACUCUACCGCGCACAUAUUAGCCAUGGCGACGCAAAAAGUCUACCCGAAAGCGCAGUGCACGAUUGGCCCGUGGAUCGAUCGCGGGUUUUACUACGAUUUCUUUUAUCCAGACCAAAGCUUCACGGACCAAGACUUGAAAACGAUACAAAAAGAAAUGUAUAAAAUCAUUCGGAAAGACUAUCCGAUUCGAAGAGAGGAAGUGUCGAGAGAAGAAGCCGCGAGAAGGAUUAAGGAAAUCAACGAACCGUACAAGUUGGAGAUUUUAGACAUGAUUAAAACCGAACCGAUCACGAUUUAUCACAUCGGCGACGAGUGGUGGGAUUUGUGCGCCGGGCCGCACGUGGAGAGCACGGGGAAAAUCGAGCAGAAAGGAAUCAAGUUAGAAAGCGUGGCGGGAGCGUAUUGGCGAGGAGACGAGACGAAACCGAUGUUGCAAAGAAUCUACGGGACCGCCUGGGAAAGCCAAGCGCAAUUGCAAGCGUACGAGUUGUUUAAAGAAGAGGCGAAGAGAAGAGACCAUCGAACGGUUGGUAAAGAAAUGGGAUUGUUUUCGUUGCAACAAGAAGAAGCUGGAGGCGGGUUGGUGUUUUGGCACCCGAAAGGCGCGUUAAUGCGCCAUCAAAUCGAAACGUUUUGGAAGGAUUUACACUUACAAAGAGGCUACGAUUUAGUCUCCACGCCGCACGUGGCGAAAAGUGAGUUGUGGAAAACGAGCGGUCACAGCGAUUUUUAUAGCGAAAACAUGUACCAACAGAUGCAAGUAGAAGAGGAAUCGUACCAGUUAAAACCGAUGAACUGUCCGUUCCACAUCGUCGUGUAUAAAGACGGGUAUUAUUCGUACAGAGAUUUGCCCUUACGAUGGGCCGAGUUAGGAACGGUGUAUAGAUACGAAAGAAGUGGGACUAUGCACGGUUUGUUUAGAGUCAGAGGUUUCACGCAAGACGACGCGCACGUGUUUUGUUUACCGGACCAAAUCACCGACGAGAUUACGAAAAUUUUAGACCUGGUGGAGGAGGUGUUAGGGACGUUCGGGUUUAAAGAUUACGAGGUGAACUUAUCGACGAGACCGGAAAAAGCGGUCGGGUCGGACGAUAUUUGGGAACGCGCGGAAUUGGCCUUGAAAGAUUCCUUGAAACGCAAAAAUUGGGACUACAUCGUCGACGACGGCGGAGGCGCGUUUUACGGGCCGAAAAUUGACAUUAAAAUUCUCGACGCGAUUGGACGCAAGUGGCAAUGUUCGACCAUUCAGUUGGAUUUCAACUUGCCCGAUCGAUUCGAUUUGUCUUACAUCGACCAAAACAACGAGAAACAACGACCGAUUAUGAUUCACCGAGCGAUUUUCGGUUCCUUGGAACGCUUCUUCGGCAUUUUGACGGAAAACUACGCCGGUGCGUUUCCGGUGUGGAUCGCGCCCGUGCAAGUUCGAUUGUUGCCGGUGACGGAUACCGUGGACGACUACAUCCAACGCGUCGCGAACGACAUGCGCGCGAAAGGUAUUCGCGUCGAGGUGAAAUCCGGCGAACGCAUGAAGAAGCUCGUAAGAAACGCAGAAAAAGAGAAAAUCCCAAUCAUGUGCAUCAUCGGUAAAGAGGAAGCGGAGAACGAAACUUUAGCCGUGAGAACGUACAAGAGUGGUGAUAUUGGGACGUUUUCGCUGACGGAUGUCAUUUCCAAAGUUUCGGAAGCGACGGAGGAAAAGAGCGAACACGCCUCCUUUUGA